UUCCCGCGCUCCGAGAGCAGCGCUGUGACGUUACCAUAGCAAUGGACAGAGGGGGAUGGGAGACAAAACUGGCGUGUUUUCAGGCAUAUUCUCGAGCCUACUUGGUGAGAAACGAGGUCCGUCGUGUGCGAGACGACUUUGAGGACAUCGUGAAGGAGAUUGAUGGAGGCUUAACCCACGUGGAGUGGAAGGAGACGGUCAUCCCCAUCCCCCACUUCACAGACACUGACGGCCCAUUUCUACCACCCAGCAGCUCUGACAGCAAACCUUCAAAUGCACCACGACAUGUCUGUGCCAGACCCCUGAACCCACCAUCAUCAUCAUCAUCAGCAACACCAUCAGCACCAUCAGCAUCAUCAUCAUCAUCAGCACCAUCAGCAGCACCAUCAGCACCAUCAGCAGCAUCAGCAUCAACACCAUCAGCAUCAUCAGCAGCAUCAGCAUCAGCAUCAGCAGCAUCAGCAUCAUCAUCAUCAGCAGCACCAUCAGCAUCAUCAGCAUCAUCAGUGGAGAGAGGAGAUCAUCGUGUCCUCCCGGAGAAGAUAGAAGCAGAGAGAGAUGAUUCACAAACCAAAGGACCGGCCUCCCUUUCUAAGCGUUGUAUCCACAACAGCAACGUUACAGCUGCUGGAGUGUCACAGAAAGAAAGCAGAGAGGUGGAGAACGAUGGAGACUCCACCACCGCCUGGAGCAGUUUGGAGCUGGACGUGACCUAUGGUCACUCUCACAAAGCUCCCCAGCAGUUCUGCUUGGCUCAAAAGGUGCCCUGUACCCCAGAGGCCCUGCGUCUCCAUAGAAACACCCUGACCAUGGAGCUGGUCUGGCUACAACAGGCCAUUGACAGCAGGAAAAAGUACUUGUCACUGAAGGACAGGCUGAGCGUAUCCUGACAUCAGAAGUAAUGUGAACUGGACUUGAUAACGUGGGACUGAAGGCCUGAUUGCUGUCCGUCAACUGAACUUUUUAUACAUAAACAAAGACGCUGUAAAUAAAUUGCUUUCAGUGGUAUUUAUCAUGUGUUUGACAAAAACUG
This is a messenger RNA of Anoplopoma fimbria (sablefish), 1033 nucleotides long. RefSeq names its product IQ motif containing C (gene iqcc). Gene Ontology annotation, molecular function: protein binding. The coding region runs from base 42 to 890 and encodes 282 amino acids. NCBI's taxonomy places the organism in Eukaryota, Metazoa, Chordata, Actinopteri, Perciformes, Anoplopomatidae. The record is from RefSeq and is a predicted model, not a curated record. The transcript is spliced from 5 exons.